GGAACGGCUGUGUGACGCUCACGCUUCACUCGGCCUUCUUAAAGUGGUGCACUUUCCCGUUCCGCCUUGCGCGGCGUGUUCUCGUGGGUCAGUGAGACCCAGAAGAGGUUUUUCGCUGUCGGGAGGUCGCGGACGGUUGUUCCGCGGCUGUCAUCAUGCCACAAAAUGAACAUAUUGAAUUACACCGUAAACGCUAUGGAUAUCGUUUGGAUUACCAUGAGAAAAAGAGAAAGAAAGAAAGUCGGGAGGCCCAUGAACGUUCAAAGAAGGCAAAGAAAAUGAUUGGCCUGAAGGCUAAGCUCUACCAUAAGCAGCGCCAUGCUGAGAAAAUACAAAUGAAAAAGACUAUUAAGAUGCAUGAAAAGAGAAACACCAAGCAAAAGAAUGAUGAAAAGACCCCACAAGGAGCAGUGCCUGCCUACCUGCUGGACAGAGAGGGGCAGUCUAGGGCAAAAGUGCUUUCCAACAUGAUUAAGCAGAAACGAAAAGAGAAGGCGGGAAAAUGGGAAGUCCCUCUACCCAAAGUUCGUGCCCAAGGAGAAACAGAAGUAUUGAAAGUUAUUCGAACAGGAAAAAGAAAAAAGAAGGCAUGGAAGAGGAUGGUUACUAAAGUCUGCUUUGUUGGUGAUGGUUUUACCAGAAAACCGCCUAAAUAUGAAAGGUUUAUCAGGCCGAUGGGUCUGCGUUUCAAAAAAGCUCAUGUCACACAUCCUGAGCUGAAAGCUACCUUUUGCUUGCCAAUACUUGGUGUGAAAAAGAAUCCAUCAUCCCCAUUAUAUACAACUCUGGGUGUAAUCACCAAAGGUACAGUUAUUGAAGUGAAUGUGAGCGAGUUGGGCCUUGUGACACAAGGAGGCAAGGUUAUUUGGGGAAAGUAUGCCCAAGUUACCAACAAUCCUGAAAACGAUGGGUGCAUAAAUGCAGUCUUGCUGGUUUGAUAGUGACUUCUACUGAGAACUACGCACCGUUAGGAAAACAUCAUCACUGUGAUCUUUCUGAAUACUACCAAGGUGCCUACCCAUGAGCAGUCAUCGAGGAGUAUUUGUUACAUUGUAAAUAAAAAAUAAAAACUG
Molecule: messenger RNA, 1073 nt
Organism: Arvicola amphibius (Eurasian water vole)
Lineage: Eukaryota; Metazoa; Chordata; Mammalia; Rodentia; Cricetidae
Gene: Nsa2
Product: NSA2 ribosome biogenesis factor
Exons: 6
Coding region: 156-938 (260 amino acids)
Biological process (GO): maturation of LSU-rRNA; maturation of 5.8S rRNA
Cellular component (GO): preribosome, large subunit precursor; nucleolus
Source: RefSeq, a predicted model, not a curated record